Adineta ricciae is the source of this 621-nucleotide messenger RNA. The record is from the annotation of a GenBank genome assembly. Lineage: Eukaryota; Metazoa; Rotifera; Eurotatoria; Adinetida; Adinetidae.
AUGGACGAAUACUCUUCGUCCGUCUGCUACACUGAUUUCGAUGAUGAUGGAUUAGAAACAUUCAAACGUUACAAACCACGUAGUCUUGAUGAAUUAGCCAGUCGAACGAAGUUUAGCAAGAAGGAAAUUCAACUGAUUUAUCAAGGUUUUAAACAAGAAUGUCCGUCCGGCAUUGUUAAUGAAGAGACUUUCAAGCACAUUUACGGACAAUUUUUCCCGUUUGCUGAUACCUCCUCCUAUGCUCAUCUUGUUUUUGCUACGUUUGAUUUACGUGCAUCAGGUUGCGUCACAUUCGAAGAUUUUCUCCUCUGUUUAUCGACAUUGUGUCGCGGCUCGAUUGAAGAUCGACUUCGAUGGAUAUUCACGUUAUAUGACACAAAAAAAUCGGGCAAAUUAACGCAAGAAGAUUUCUAUGUAACUAUUCGUGCGGUCUAUUCCUUACUCGGUAAUGUCUCCAGUCCACGUUAUGAUCUGGACACCAUUCGCGAACACACAGCUUCUGUCUUUCAACGAUUUGACAAACUACAUCAUGGAUAUAUCACCAUGCAAGAUUUCAUGUCAUUUUGCUUAAGUGAUCAGACAAUGGUUCAAUCAAUUGAUGGUUUACGAACGACGGUGUGA